This is a messenger RNA of Seminavis robusta, 840 nucleotides long. NCBI's taxonomy places the organism in Eukaryota, Bacillariophyta, Bacillariophyceae, Naviculales, Naviculaceae. The record is from the annotation of a GenBank genome assembly.
AUGGGCUGUGUACCGUCAUCUUCCAGGUUGAACUCUUCCUUGCACGAGACGACGCAGCCGAUCGUUCCAGAGUCUCACCGAGAACGGUUCGAGAAGCGAAGAAGCCAAGCCAACAACCAAGAAACCGUCAACCCACUCGGAACACCAAAGGUCAAGAAAAAGAAGGGAUCCAAGCAACCAACCAAUGGGAGAAAUACUAAUUUAUUUCCUUACUAUGAUCGUCUUCCACCAAAGUCCAAAAAGUGCAAGGUGAAAUCCGUGUACGACGGCGAUACCAUCACUCUCUACAACAAGCGGCGCGUACGACUGCUCGGCAUUGACACGCCAGAACUACAGCCCAAACAAGCAUUCUCGGAAGAAGCCAGAGAAUACACGAAAGAACGCUGUUUGGAGCAACACAUUUGGAUAUCGUUUGAAACGGGUGGAGAGCAAGAAGAUCGAUUUGGGAGACUUCUGGCUUGGGUAUGGAUCCCCAACGAUGACGGCACUUUUGAAUGUGUCAAUGAGGGAUUGUUGAAAGAAGGGUUAGCGUCAGUCUACACACCCUCCAAAAGCACCAAGCUGAGCAGCAAGAACAAGCUACUGGCGCUUCAAAAGGAGGCGAAAGCCUCCAGACGGGGCAUGUGGCGCCGCUUUCGGGACUAUGAUGUUGUGCAAACAGCGUACGGGACAGCCUUUCAUCACAAGGAUGGCAAGUGCGAGCAUUUGAAACGAUCCAAAAAGUUAGUGACAACGUUGGCCAGCACGGCUCUCGACGAAGGACGCCACGCCUGUCGGACUUGCCUCGCAGAAGAGGAUCAUACUGAAACAACCAGGUCUUCCCACGUAUCGGUCUACUAA